AUGUCUCUUCUCUCUUCUCUCUCUUCUCUCUUCUCUCUUCUCGCUUCUCUCUUCUCUCUUCUCGCUUCUCUCUUCUCUCUCUCUUCCUUGUCCAGUGUCCUCUCUCUCUCUCUCUCUCUCUCUCUCUCUCUCUCUCUCUCUCUCUCUCUCUCUCUCUCUUCUCUCUCUCUCUCUCUCUCUCUCUCUCUCUCUCUCUCUCUCUCUCUCUCUCUAACUCUUAUGCUCCAUCAUUUUUUUCUCGUUUUUUUUUUUUUACUGUUCGCACUUGCCCCUGAGCGUCACGCCUUGAGCACUUAUGAACACCCAUCCCCUCUUCACACAGAUGUGCAGACGCCAUCUAUCCCCAGCAUUCGCCUCGAGGCCUCCACCUCUGCCAGCCAGCGCCGCUUUUCCAGUGCCAGCGACGAGGUCACCGUCCUCUACGGUGAUUGGGCUCAACCCCUCAAGCUCCAAAAUCGUCGCGUCUCCCUCUCCAAGCUUGUCACUGCCUUUGAUCUACCGGUGGACGCUCGCAUUGAGCUCCAUGGUGAUGGCGGCACCCACCUCCCCACCUCGGAUCAACUUGUACCCGGUACUGCCUACGAUCUGGUCGUUCGCCGCUCGCGCCGGCUGCGAGGCCGUGACAAUCGUCCCCAAACCAUCGCCAACCUGUCGCCGCUGCAGUCGCGCUUGCUACAUGGCUCGUUUGGCUCGGAUGACCCCACCAAGUUUGAUCGCGUCUGGGAAAAGUACCGGCAAGACCUUGAGCCGGAUGGCACUUCUCCCAUUCGCAUGCGCCGAUCCUCCUCCAUGUCCACACUCAAUGAGGGCAGCCUGGGCCGCAAUUCGCGGGCCUCCACCAUUUCUGGCAGCCAUGCCCUCAGAGAGCUGCGCCUACGGCUACACAAGGUUGCUCGCAAAAAUGUCAGCGAGAACCUCAUGCACGUUGACUACGAGGCUAAGCGCACAACCACACUUCGUCCGCGUCAGCGUGGUGACUACGGUCUGACUUUACGAAAGCUCCAGGUGCACAAGCAGCAGCUGGUGUACCCGCGCACAUCGGAAACAACGAGCGUGCCUGGUGGACCAGAAAUCAGACUUUUUUUCAAGAAUCAAAGCAAUCGCAUCUCGCGCUUGGGAAUCAUGGAUGAUGAUAUUUCAGGUCACGUCUUUGUGGCCAGCGUCGAUGCUCAGCAAGCAUCAGCGGCCGAGGUUUCGCCCGUGUCGCGCCUCACCGUGGAGGAAGUCGAGAUGAUGCUCCGCGAUGCCACCGGCACUGUCAUCCUUGAGAUCAGUCACAUCAAGCCAGAGUCCACCGUGGAGUCUAUUGACGAGUAUCCAGCACCAAUGGCGGAAAGCAAUCCAUCCUCGCCACCAGGUGUUUCCCCUCGGCGGUCGACCGAACAUUUCCAGGACCUUCUCAGACAGCCUUCGGCCGAGCCAGCAGACAAGGUCGAAGAAGGGGAUGCCAUGCUCAACACCGGGCUCAAGAUUGUUCGCGUGGGUACGCUGCAUGUCAAGCACGUGCUUGACUCUGGGGGCCGUAAAUUCAAGAUGCGGCCCUGGCGCACUUAUUUUGCAACGCUGCGAGGCCACCUGCUGUUUCUCUACUCGCCCAAGGACAAGACCGAGAAGGCCCAAGGCGCAGCUCCCUCUGGUGGUCGUAUCAGCAUCAAGGGCUCCAUCUGCGACAUAGCCCACGCAUACACAAAGCACCCCAACGUUUUUUACAUCAAGGCCUUCAACGGUUCAGAAUCCCUGCUGCGCGCUGACACCCGUGAGGAUAUGCUCAAGUGGAUCCAAGCCAUUCAGGCGCAUAGCAACCCGGACCAAGACUUGGUUCCAAGCCACGCCUUUAUCAAGAAGAUGACCGAAGACCGCCGUCUCUCUCGCCGGGCAUCGGGCUCUAUGCUUCUGCCCGGAACGGCAAGCCGAAGCCAGCUCUUCAAAACUAAUCGUCCCUCGGCCAAAGAUCUGAUGGCUGGUAGCAAUGGGGGCAGUGGUGCCAGCAGCGCCGGCAGUGGCAAGAAGCUGCUGCGCAUGACCUUUAAGCGUGGCGACAAGUCAACCAAGGAAGGCAUGCUGGAUGAUCAGCUUGACAUCUUCACGGCCCCGAUCGCGACGACCUGUGCGCGCUACGGCACGCAGGUGCCAAUUCAUUUAACGCGGUUGAUUGAUGAAUUGGAGCGUCGAGGUCUGCAUGAGGAUGGCAUUUAUCGCCACGCGGGUAGUCAAUCACAGCUGGAGAACUUGAAGCGCGCUAUCAUCCGAGAUCCAGUAAACUGCCCACUCGAUGAGGAUGCGUAUGCUGAUACCCACGUGUUGGCCGGCACCAUCAAGUUUUAUCUCCGCACUACGACUGAACCUCUGCUCACGGCUUCUGCUUAUGAACCCCUGAUGCAGGCCAUGAAGGGGGCCGAUGAGGAUCGGGUGGCCUCCGUGGCCGUCCUAUUGGCGACCCACAUGCCCCUGCAUCAUCGACUGACACUCGACUUUUUGUUGGCCCACUUGGAGCGAGUGGUCAAGCUGAGCGACGAAAACCGCAUGUCUCUAACCAACAUUGCCCUGAUUUUUGGGCCUACGGUCGUCCGCCCCCUGGUUGAAACCCCGAUGACCAUGCUGCAUCACAUGUCGCACCAGAACAAGUUGAUGGAGCUGCUGAUUGCCCAUCGCGAGACCGUCCUCAGUGGCGUGGCGGAGCUUGAUGAAGACGCCGAUGGGCUGCAAGUCAUGACCCCAGAGCCGCAGGAGGUUGAGGGCUUUGAAAGCAGCGAUGACGAGGCAAGCGAUGUGUCGGGCAUGGAGCCAGGUUUUGGGGCGCUCAAUCUGCGCCAUGAUGCAUACCAGCGCCACUCGCGUCGACAACGCCUCGAGCCCGCAGCUGAUUUCGGGGAGGCUUCCAGUGACCAUCUUCAAGCGUCAUGGGGCGCCCGGCCCGCCUCGGCGCCACCGUCGCCCAACUCGGCACGCGAACAAUUUUCGCGUGUGGCCCUCAGCGUCGAUAUUACGUCGAGCAGUGACGAGAGUGCAGACGAGAGUGCAGACGAGUCUGAUGAUGAAUCGCCCGACCAAGACGAGGGCGGCGCAGCCACACAGCGGGAUGAAUACGUAGAGGUCGAGGGAGAUGCGGUGCCGGCGCCAGCCACUCCUUCCAAGUCCGCAAGCCUCUCCGCAUCUCCCUCUGGAUCCCGGCCGAGCAGUGCUGAACACCCCAAGCCAGACCAAAGCCCCACGGCCAAUCGCUUGCUUGACGAGGCCGCGGCUGUUUUUCAGCCCUCUGACUCGGUCAGGAGCGCUGAGGGGCCUGUGGAAGGAGACAAGGUCACUGUGACCGAGCUCAACGGUAGUGGGGCACGGAGCUCGCAAGUCCCGCGACGUGAUUUGACACGCAUCUCACGGGGCAGCGUGGACAAUCUCAACCUGAAUGCUUUGUUGCGGUCAUCCAGCCACGCCGAGGCGCCAUUGCGCAACGCGUCCUCGAUGCAUACCCUUGAUCGUCACCAAAGUUCACCCUCACAGACUCAGUCCAUCCCGUCAUCCCCGGAUCAGAGCCCUUCGUUGCGUACCUCGAGCCUGGGGCAAUCAUCUCCGCGCAGCCGAGUGAGCAAGUUUUUUGGACAAGAAACUGUUAUUUGA
Molecule: messenger RNA, 3615 nt
Organism: Monosiga brevicollis MX1
Lineage: Eukaryota; Choanoflagellata; Craspedida; Salpingoecidae
Exons: 24
Coding region: 1-3615 (1204 amino acids)
Biological process (GO): regulation of GTPase activity; signal transduction
Cellular component (GO): cytoplasm
Molecular function (GO): protein binding; phospholipid binding
Source: RefSeq, a predicted model, not a curated record